AUGGCCACUAGCUUCCUUUCCGUGGCUAUGGGGAUGGGGCCUUGCUGUGCCCUGUGGGUGGUGCUCGCCCUGCUGAAAGGCCUGAAGGGCCAGGCCGCAAGCACCCAGCCAGGCGUUUCCUCCGUGUUACAGAGCUUCCGAGAAGACCAGUGUCCAACAGAAAAGGACUCUGGGCCCACUGUUCCCUCCUGUAACCCCUGCCAGUCCCUGUGCAGUGGGAACAUCUCUGUCAAGGGAGGCUUGCAAAGGCCAGCCACUGGGCAAGGUCACCCCGGCAGCCCCCUGCUCCUGCCAGCAGUGUCAUCCGUGCAGGCUAGGACUGGGAGCCCCUGCCUGGCGAGCGCCCUUGGGGCUGUCCCAGGCUCUGCCUACCGCCGGUUCCCACAGUUCCAGGGGGAAUGGUUUGUUGUCGGCCUAGCGGGCAGCACCCACAGCAAGACGGACAGAUUUCUGUUGAACCCCUUCAUUGCAACGUUCGAGCAAAAUGGAAACAGCCGCUUUGAAGUGUCGUAUGCCAUGACCCGGGGCCACCGCUGCAUCACCUGGUCUUACGUGCUGAUUCCGGCGGCGCGGCCUGGCGCGUUCUCGGUGGACAGCAGUGAGGAGCCCGAGGAGAUCCUGGUGUACGACACUGACUACAGCAUGUUUGCUCUGAUGCUGUUCAGGAGACAGUCAGGUGGCCAGAGCGUCCUCAGGGUCAACCUGCUAUGCAGGAUGUGGAUGAUUCCGACCCAGGCGCUGGACAAGUUUGUCUGCCUGGUCAGAGCUCUGGGCCUGUCGGAUGACAACAUCGUCUUCCCAGACCUGUCAGGUAACGGCCUUCGGGCAGCGGCGGGGUCUGCACCCAGCACGGGACCCGCCCCUGGGCCUCGAAAGCCCUGUGGCAGCCCGGUAGGGGAGCGUGGCCUGUGUGCAGGGUUUAUCUGGAGGGUCCCGGCAACCCCAGAGAGUUCAGCCUGAGCACAAAGGGGGGGUUCUCAUAACUCCUUGGUCUCUGCCCCCACCUGGGCCCCCCCCCGUCCCAGGCCACCUUCCUGCCCCCCCACCGCCCCCCCACCCGG
Molecule: messenger RNA, 1061 nt
Organism: Ailuropoda melanoleuca (giant panda)
Lineage: Eukaryota; Metazoa; Chordata; Mammalia; Carnivora; Ursidae
Gene: LCN12
Product: lipocalin 12
Exons: 5
Coding region: 1-960 (319 amino acids)
Molecular function (GO): small molecule binding
Source: RefSeq, a predicted model, not a curated record